UUUAGCAUCAAUUAUUGGAUACGAUAAAUUAAAACUAGAUUCAAGAUGUUCGCUACUAGAUCAUUCGCAAGAAAGUCGGUGUACUUCAGGAACUCCUCAAUGCUUCCUACUGCUAAUUUCAGCUCAAAGGCAUUCGUAACACAGAAGGCUCCACACUUUGAAGGAACUGCCUGGCAUAAGGACGACUUCAAGGAGAUCUCCUUAAAGGAUUAUAAGGGAAAAUACUUGGUAUUGUUCUUCUAUCCACUAGAUUUCACCUUUGUUUGCCCAACUGAAAUCGUUGAUUACUCUAAAAUUGCAUCUGAAUUGAGAAAGAGCAACUGUGAGGUCGUCGGUUGCUCAGUAGACUCUCACUUCACCCAUAGACAAUGGGAUUUGACCCCAAAGGAAGAAGGAGGUCUUGGUGGGCUAGAUAUCCCACUCCUCUCAGAUCUUACCAAGUCAAUUUCUGAAGACUACGGUGUUCUCCUUCCUGGAGGAAUUGCUCUCAGAGGUACCUUCAUCAUCGACGAUAAAGGAGUCUUAAGACAUUCCACAAUCAAUGAUCUUCCAGUCGGAAGAAACGUGGUUGAGACUAAGAGACUUGUGGAGGCCUUCCAGCACACUGACAAGCAUGGGGAAGUCUGCCCAGCGUCCUGGACUCCAGGAGAAAAGACUAUGGAGCCAAAUGUUAAAUCCAAGGUAACCAAGGUUUACUGGAAAGACACUCAUGCUAAGAAGUAAAUUUCCUGGUCCGGAGAUUUUGUAUAAUGAGCAACCGUGACUCUUCAUUCA
Messenger RNA from Moneuplotes crassus, 774 nucleotides. Lineage: Eukaryota; Ciliophora; Spirotrichea; Euplotida; Euplotidae. The record is from the annotation of a GenBank genome assembly.